AGGAAACGAUUUUUGAAUCCAAAGGGUCACGCUACCAGAACCACGCAUUGGGAGGACCCACGAAAGCGACAACAAGGCAUGGGUUCCCCUUGCUCAUCAAAUCAGAGUUUGGCAUCCGGUGGGCAUGUUACUCCUGGCCACAUCACACCGGCCCAGAGUCCCGUUCAACACAUGCAUGUCCAGUCUCCACAGCCUGCACAGUCCCCGCAACUUAUUCCUUGUUACAAGCCCGAGCUCGUGAAGUCGUUGACUUAUCCAUUUAUCCGAAAUACAAUUCCCGUUAAAGUAGGAAUUCCAAUAAGGAAUCCCGGUCCAGUCCCGGAUAAGCCCGAGCUCGUGAAGUCGUUGACUUAUCCAUUUAUCCGAAAUACAAUUCCCAUUAAAGUAGGAAUUCCAAUAAGGAAUCCCGGUCCAGUCCCGGACUGA
This is a messenger RNA of Notodromas monacha, 426 nucleotides long. NCBI's taxonomy places the organism in Eukaryota, Metazoa, Arthropoda, Ostracoda, Podocopida, Cyprididae. The record is from the annotation of a GenBank genome assembly.